GGCGUGGGACCAUUCCAGCUCCUGCCAGCAUUCUCCCCAAGGCCGAGGUCUGCACAGUCGGAGUCAGACGGCCUGGACUCACCAGCCCCAGGGGCGAGCAGGGGCUGGCACGCGGUCCACUACCCAUGGGUGCCCCCUGCCUUUAUCCUGGGGGGGACAGGAAGUGACUGAGAAAGAGGACCGCGGGUCCCCCUUGCGGGCUGCAUCACAUACUGCCAACCGCAAGGCAAAUCGCACCCUCCUGCCGGCCAGGUCCGCCUGAGAGAGCAUUUCACGGUUCCGCUCCUACUCCCUCGCCAUAGCGUUUCCACGGGGCACAACCGCUCGUGCUUUCAGUCUCGCGGAGACAGUCUGCCAUGUGCUCUCAUCAACUCGGCAGCAGGCCAGCCGCCCACGCCCCCAGCCUUGGGCCUGGGGCCGGCCUACCACGUACUGAGCUCCGGCUGCGCUCCGCCAAGGAACACAUCCCGCCAAAGGGAAGGCCUGUUGCCCGCUCUCCGCGCUCAGCACUCUCCGACGCGCCGCAGCAGCCCGACUGCGUGCGCGUUCGGCCCCUCCCCGACAGCGCUUCCGCGCCAGGGCUGCUCUGGGAGCUGGCUGCGGGGCGCAGGUCCCCGGGCCGCCGCAGGGGCAGAGGUGUGAGCCGGGUGAGGCAGCGGGACGAGCGGAGAGCAUGCCAUCUUCCUCCUUCGAGGGCGUGGCCCGCAGCGUGGUCCGGGAGCUGGACCACAGCGGGAAGCUCAUUCCUGUGGACAGCCUGCGGAGCUCCGCCAGCUUCCAGCCCUACUGCCUGGUGGGCAGGAAGCCCUCAAGGUCCUGGUUCUGGAGACCCCGCUACAUACCCGUGAACCUGUCCAUCUGGGACAUCCUAGAGCCCAAUGCUCCGGAACCAGCCAUGCAGCGCAGCGGACCCUUCCACUUCCAUGACACCGUAGACAGGCAGAUGAAGGGCAGCAUGGAGCUGAAGGUUCAGGGACAGUGGGAGAUCUCAGGCAGGGCUGCCAUAUCCAGCAGCUCGAGCACCUCGAUGGACGUGUUCAUGCUGCGUGUGGACCCCAGCACCUGGGAGGCCCUGCACCAGGAAAGGCGCCUGCGGCAGCCGGUGCACAAAGUCCUGCAGCAGCUGCGGAACCGCGGGGACAACGUGUACAUGGUGACAGAGGUGCUGCAGACACAGAAGGAGGUGGAGGUCACCUGCACCCACAAGCAGGAGGGCUUAGGCCAGUUUUCACUGCUGGGAGCUGCGUGCUUGCAGGGCGACAGCCAGGGCCACCUAAGCCGGAAGAAUACAAUCACCAUCCCCUCUGGCAGCAUCCUCGCCUUCCAGGUGGCACAGCUGGUUAUCAGCUCUGACUGGGACAUCCUCCUCUUCCCGGACAAGAAGCAGAGAACCUUCCCGAAGUCCCCAGCAGCCAACAAGCCCACCAGCCCUGUGGCCGGCCACUCUCCGCCCCCGGGCCUCACCUUGCUGAUGAAGUCCGUCCGGCAGUCCUGCAGUUUCCUGUCCGACGGGCCAGCAGAGGAGUGGGCGGCAGUCACCAAGGACUUUGUGGGCCUGCGGGCAGAGGUGGAGGCCCAGGCCCAGGAACUGGCGCACCUGAGUGGCGAGCUGCGGCAGGAGCUGCUGGAGGCCCUGGGGAGGCUGCUCCUGGACGUGCCGGUGCUACAGGCCCUGGAGGAGACGCUGGAGCAAGGCCUGCUCUGCGGACAGGUGGAGCCGCAGGACGGGCCAGCAGGCGCUGUCCUUGAAUGCCUGGUGCUGCCCUCCAGAGAACUGGUGAAGGACCUGGCCAUCCCUGUCUUCUACCUGCUGGGGGCCCUAACCGCUCUGAGUGAGAUCCAGCACCUGCUGAUGGCCAAGGCACUGAAGACGGGGGCCCUGCGGGGGCAGCUCGAGCUGGUGGGGAGCAUCUUGGAGCAGAGCUCCCCAUGGCAGGAGCCCAGGGAUGUAUCUCUGCCGCCAGGGCUCCUGGGUAGUGUCUGGGGCGAGGACGCCCCCGCCUGGGUCCUGCUGGAAGAGUGCGGCCUGGAGCUGCAGGUGGGCACCCCCCAGGCGUGCUGGGAGCCCGAGGCCCAAGGCCGCGUUUGUGCACUCUACGCCGCUCUGGCGCUGCUGCUACAGCUGGGCCAGGAGCCUUCCUAGCCCACGAGGACAGCGCUCCAGGCCUGGCCGCCCUCUCCCUGGCCAAGUGGGUGAAUGGUGCCUGAAGGACCGGACACUGAGUUAGGUGUUGGUUUUUCCCUUUUUCGUUUUUAUUGUGGUGAUACGUACAUGACGUUUGCCAUUUCAACUGCUUUCACCCUCCGUUUUCAAGUUUUCUCAUCCCCUUUGGUGGCGCAGUGGUUACGUGCCACGGCUGCUAACGAGGAGGUCGGCAGUUCGAAUCCACCAGGCGCUCCUUGGAAACUCUGUGGGGCAGUUCUGCUCUGUCCUAUAAGGUCGCUAUGAGUUGGAGUCGACUCGACGGCAACGGGUUGGUUUUGGGUUUUUUCCUUUAACACAAACGCAGUAACCCUCAAGCAAUAACCCCUGGUAACCCCUAAUAAACUUUGGUCUCUGUGCCUUUGCCUAUUCUGGAUGUUU
Messenger RNA from Trichechus manatus latirostris (Florida manatee), 2584 nucleotides. RefSeq names its product gasdermin D (gene GSDMD). Bases 674 to 2143 code for a protein of 489 amino acids. Gene Ontology annotation, biological process: defense response to bacterium; pyroptotic inflammatory response. The transcript is spliced from 11 exons. NCBI's taxonomy places the organism in Eukaryota, Metazoa, Chordata, Mammalia, Sirenia, Trichechidae. Gene Ontology annotation, molecular function: phosphatidylinositol-4,5-bisphosphate binding; phosphatidylinositol-4-phosphate binding; phosphatidylserine binding. The record is from RefSeq and is a predicted model, not a curated record. Gene Ontology annotation, cellular component: NLRP3 inflammasome complex.